Messenger RNA from Arxiozyma heterogenica, 1485 nucleotides. RefSeq names its product Avt7p (gene AVT7). The transcript has a single exon. Lineage: Eukaryota; Fungi; Ascomycota; Saccharomycetes; Saccharomycetales; Saccharomycetaceae. Gene Ontology annotation, biological process: amino acid transmembrane transport. Bases 1 to 1485 code for a protein of 494 amino acids. Gene Ontology annotation, molecular function: L-amino acid transmembrane transporter activity. The record is from RefSeq and is a predicted model, not a curated record. Gene Ontology annotation, cellular component: fungal-type vacuole membrane.
AUGCACUAUACGGCUACGCUAUCAUCUUCAAUUAUUAAUUUAACAAAAACUAUUAUAGGUUCAGGACUGUUGACUAUUCCUUAUGCAUUCAGGAAUGAUGGAAUAUUCAUAGGAGUAUGCCUAACCGUUUUAGCUGCUAUAACUACUGGGUUUGGAUUCUUUGUUUUAGCUAAAUGUUCUAAAAUUUUAGUUGAUCCAAGAAAUUCAUCAUUUUUCACCAUUUGUAUGUUAACUUAUCCAUCUCUGUCUCCUUUGUUUGAUUUUGCAAUGAUUGUUCAAUGUUUUGGUGUUGGUUUAAGUUAUUUAGUUCUUAUGGGUGACAUUUUCCCUAGUCUAUUUGGUGGGAAUCGUGAAUUAUGGAUUAUUGCAACUUCAUUAAUUAUAGUGCCAUUAUGUUCUUUUAAAAAACUGGAACAUUUGAAAUAUUCCAGCAUCUUAGGAUUAUUUGCUCUUGUAUAUUUGUCAUUAUUAGUUAUUUCGAUGUUUAUUAAAGAUAUUCUCAUUCAAGAUUGUAACACUUAUCCCACUGUAAGAGGAGACAUAUAUUGGUUUAGAAUUUAUGAUAUUAAGGGAUUGCUAUCAACUUUUAGUAUUAUUAUAUUUGCUUAUACCGGUUCUAUGAAUCUUUUCACCAUUAUUAAUGAGUUGAAAGACAAUUCGAUGACAAAUAUUGUUAAGAUUAUCAGUGGAUCUAUCAUCAUAUCAUCUAUCGGAUUUUUAUCUGUAGCUGUUACAGGUUAUCUCACUUUUGGAAGUAACACUAUGGGAAAUAUUAUGCUAAAUUAUGACUCCAAUUCCAUAUUUGUUAUUUUUGGGAACUUCGCUUUAGCUUUAAUGUUAUUAUUAUCCUUUCCCCUACUAUUUCAUCCAUUAAGGAUAGCUUGUAAUAAUUUGAUUGUUUGGGUUGAAAUUAAUUAUCAAAAUAAUGCAUCAUCUUCUGAAUAUUAUGGAAACUUAAAUAUAAAUAAUUCUAGUGCUAAUAGAUCGAACACAUUAAAUAGCCAGCCUAUAACAUUAACAGUAAAUGAAGAAGAUUUGGUAGAUGAGAAUACCACAUUUCUACCUCCUCCUGCUUCUUCGUCUGUUUCAUCAAGUUACUUAGAACAGACAAAUGAGUUAGCCCCAGGUAAUCAAGAGCCUACGCCACUACCUGGUGAUAAUGAACAACAUACUCCGUUCCCAGAUUCAAGAUUUUGUUGGAUAACUAUCCUACUAUUGUCAUCCAUGUAUAUUUUGGCAUUAAGAAUUACUUCAUUUGCACUAGUUUUAGCAUUAGUAGGUGCUACUGGUUCCACAUCAAUAUCAUUUACAUUACCUGGAUUAUUUGGUUAUAAACUCAUUGGAUCUGACUCAUUGGCUGUUGGACAAAUGAUUUCAAAGAGAGAUCAGUUCUAUAAAAGAGCUAGUCUUCUAUUAGCCAUAUUUGGUAUCUGUGUUAUGAUCCUAUCUUUAUAUGUGACAAUAUUCUUUGGUACUGAAAGUUAA